GAGCGAGAGAUUCGCGGUAUUUGGUAGGAUGUGCUGUUUUGCGGGCCUAGUAUUUGGUAAGCUAUUUGGGUUUAAAGGAUUGAGUCUUAUAACAAUGCUGUAUACUGAUGUCUCCUCCUACGCCUACAGAAUAGUUUCGUAUAAUGGAAGAUAUCGGAGGAAUGGUGAUAUAUCUGCUCAGACUUUAUAAGCAAGGUGAUUACCUUCUUCAUCUGAGCCUCGUCCUCGGCGGGAUAGUACUUGGACAUGUUAUUGUUCGACAUCGUGUCAAUCUGUUUUUGGAUAGGCGGAAACCGGAAACUUGCACGUAUAUCCAGGCAAAAUGUACAGCCGAAUGAUUGUGCAGCCCGUACUCUGAUGUUGUUGUUUGUUU
Westerdykella ornata is the source of this 373-nucleotide messenger RNA. RefSeq lists its product as uncharacterized. Bases 144 to 338 code for a protein of 64 amino acids. The record is from RefSeq and is a predicted model, not a curated record. The transcript has a single exon. NCBI's taxonomy places the organism in Eukaryota, Fungi, Ascomycota, Dothideomycetes, Pleosporales, Sporormiaceae.